UCACCUUUCAAUUGAUGAUCCUACGUUGCGGGAUAUAAGUGAAACAAUUUUCAGAGGACGGGUGUAUGUGCAAUUAACCCAAGUAUACAUUGCACAACCGGGGCCAAAGUUCCAGGGCCUACUGGUUCGAGGAGUUCAGCCUUUCCAUGGUUUGGUUGCUUCUUUGGCGAUGGAGGAUUUGCAGAGAGCGCUAUCUGAACGAGGUUUAACAGUUUCAACUCUCCCAGAUAAAGGCCGCUGUCUCUUAACCUUAAGAGAUUUCUCUCCAGGAAAUGUAAUUUUAAGUGAAGAACCUUAUGUCUCUGUACCAAAUAAAGCUUCUCGUGACUCAAGAUGUGAUUGGUGUUUCAUGACAAGUAACCUUAAGAAAUGCUCAGCUUGUCACGUUGUAUGGUACUGCGGGAGCACAUGCCAGAUGUCAGAUUGGAAGCUGCAUCGUCUUGAAUGCAGAGCUCUCUCUAAGCUUGACAAAGAAAGACAAAAAUCUCUUACACCUUCCAUACGUUUGAUGGUGAAACUUUGCAUACGGAGGAAAUUGCAAAUUGACAAGGUAAUCCCAAUUACAGCAACAGAUAACUACAACCUGGUUGAGGCUUUGGUAUCUCAUAUGUCUGAGCUCGAUGAGAAGCAACUGGUGUUGUAUGCACAGAUGGCUAACCUUGUAACCUUGAUACUUGAGUGGCCUGACAUCAGUAUAAAAGAGAUAGCAGGAAAUUUUUCUAAGCUUGCCUGCAAUGCGCAUACUAUUUGUGACAGUGAACUGAGACCUCUAGGAACAGGACUUUAUCCUGUCGUUUCCAUUAUCAACCACAGUUGCUUGCCCAAUGCUGUUCUGGCAUUUGAAGGAAGAUUGGCAGUGAUCCGUGCUGUGCAACAUAUACCUAAAGAUACCGAGGUGUUGAUAAGCUACAUAGAAACAGCUGGAAGCACGAUGACUCGGCAAAAGGCUCUCAAAGAACAAUAUUUUUUCUCUUGCACUUGUCCCCGUUGUGCAAAAGUGGGCCAACUUGAAGAUAUUCAAGAGAGUGCUGUUCUGGAAGGUUACAGAUGCAAGGAUAUCAGAUGCAAUGGUUUCUUGCUGCGUGAUUCUGGAUUCAUAUGCCAAGAGUGUGGGCUUGUUAGGGACAAAGAAGAAAUAAGGAAGAUUGCCAGUGAAGUAAAGUUAUUGUCAGAAAAAGCUUCCGAGUUACUUGUCUCAGGGUAUAAGAUGGAAGCAAGUGAUACAUAUAAGGCAUUUGAGAAACUCCAACAGAAGCUGUGCCAUCCAUACUCGAUCGAUCUGAUGCGAACUCGAGAAACUCUUUUAAAGAUACUUAUGGAGCUGCAAAAUUGGAAGGAUGCUCUGGCAUAUUGCAAAUUGACCAUUCCAGUUUAUGAAAGAGUAUAUCCAGGGUUCCAUCCAUUGCUUGGACUACAAUAUUAUACUUGCGGGAAACUUGAGUGGUUGCUUGGGGAUACAGAGAAUGCAAUGAAAUCGCUGACCAAGGCAGUUGAUGUACUGCGAAUUAGUCACGGAACAAAUACAUCUUUCAUGAAGGAACUCCUGACUAAGGUAGAGGAAGCACGGGCUGAAGCUUCUUACAAGCUCUUAUCUGAGACAGAUCCAGCAAUGGAUGGCUAGCGAAAUUUACCUUCAUAUAGUCUCUGAAAGACAAUAUCGUUUAACAAAAAUUGCUGCUGGCAGGUACAAAGAGGAAAGAAGACGCUAAGAAAUUUACUUUUCUUGCACACUUGGGUUGUAAGUUGUAAUGGAAUAGGUGAGGUAAACAGCAAAAUGCUUUGGUUAUUUUCUUCUGUCAUUCUCGUGUGAGCUCACUGUUGCUUCACAUUGUUUCAAGUUUUAUGAAUGGAAAUAUCUUGGAACUUGAGAACAUAUUUAAUGCUGCCUAAAAAAAAAGCCUAC
Molecule: messenger RNA, 1903 nt
Organism: Diospyros lotus (date-plum)
Lineage: Eukaryota; Viridiplantae; Streptophyta; Magnoliopsida; Ericales; Ebenaceae
Product: histone-lysine N-methyltransferase ASHR1
Exons: 14
Coding region: 170-1621 (483 amino acids)
Cellular component (GO): nucleus
Molecular function (GO): protein binding
Source: RefSeq, a predicted model, not a curated record